CUGGCCAGCAAUCCAUUACCACCAUUACUCAUCGGGGCGGUGUUUCCGGCUCUUCCUGAAUGGAGAUUUUGAAGUUUAUGGGGUAACUGUAAAAUCUGUCGGAAUCCAAAAUGGACAGUCAAGGAAGAAGCGUUGUCGUUUGUGACAACGGAACAGGAUUUGUGAAAUGUGGCUAUGCAGGAUCAAAUUUUCCCACCUUUUUGUUUCCAUCUUUGGUUGGGCGACCAAUUAUCAGAUCUCAAACUAAAAUAUUUGAUAUUGAAGUGAAGGAUUUAAUGGUAGGUGAAGAAGCCAGUAAAUUAAGGUCUAUGUUGGAAGUUAAUUAUCCUAUGGAAAAUGGUAUUGUACGAAACUGGGAUGACAUGUUACAUUUAUAUGAUCACACAUUUGGUAAAGAUAUGAUGAAUAUUAACCCACAAAAUACCCGAAUUCUACUAACGGAACCGCCAAUGAACCCAAUGAAGAACAGAGAAAGAAUGAUUCAGACAAUGUUUGAGAAAUACCAAUUUCACAGUGUACAUAUAGCAAUUCAAGCUGUUUUAACCCUAUAUGCACAAGGUUUACUGACGGGUGUUGUUGUGGAUUCUGGUGAUGGUGUGACACAUAUCUGCCCAGUUUAUGAAGGGUUUGCUCUGCCCCAUUUAACAAGAAGAUUAGAUAUCGCAGGUCGAGAUAUAACUAGAUACCUUAUAAAAUUGCUGUUAUUGCGAGGUUAUGCAUUCAAUCAUUCAGCUGAUUUUGAAACUGUUCGAAUGAUGAAAGAAAGAUUAUGUUAUGUAGCUUAUGAUGUAGAACAAGAACAAAAGUUAGCCUUAGAAACAACAGUUUUAGUUGAACCAUAUACUUUACCUGAUGGUCGUGUGAUAAAGGUAGGAGGUGAAAGAUUCGAAGCUCCAGAAGCAUUAUUUCAACCUCAUUUAAUAAAUGUAGAAGGUCUAGGUGUAGCUGAAUUACUCUUCCAAACUAUUCAAUCUGCUGAUAUAGACUUGCGACCUGAAUUAUAUAAACAUAUAGUGUUGUCAGGAGGUUCCUCUAUGUAUCCUGGCCUACCAUCAAGACUAGAAAGAGAGAUGAAACAAUUAUACUUGGAAAAAAUAUUGAAAGGAAAUGCAGAAAAAUUAUCAAAAUUCAAAAUAAAAAUAGAAGAUCCACCACGUCGUAAACAUAUGGUAUUUUUAGGAGGUUCAGUAUUGUCAGAUAUUAUGAAAGAUAGAGAUGAAUUCUGGAUGACUAGACAAGAAUAUGAAGAGCAAGGAAUCAGAGUAUUAGAUAAAUUACUCAAACCCAUGGGUCAAUGAUGACAAUCUAGAAAUAAUAUCAUUUUAGCUUUUCAACUUUCAGAAUUCCAGUAGUCAGCAAUACUUUUCAUUGUCAUAAGAAUAUCCCAAGAUUGAGAGCAUUCAUUUUCCAGAGCAUUCAUUUUUGAUUAGAUUUUUAAGAUUAUGGAAAUGUUGAUGGCUUGAAUUUGCGACUAUGAAAAGGUAUUUUUAUCUAGAAAUUGCUAUUACUUGCUUUAUUUAUUCACUUUAUUUCUACGCAAAUUUUUAUUUUGAAUUCUUGAAGCUAAAGCCUACAUACAUUGGAAAGAUUAUCAGACUUGAACUGUAUAUCAACAUGUUGUUUAUUAAUAUACUGUAUUGAAGGAAGUUGGGUAAUUGAAAAAUUACAUGAUAAAAUUGUGAGAUAUUCCCUGCUUUAUUAAAAUGCUUAUUAAAGAUUUAUAUUUGUUAAUGGUUAUGUAUUUUUCUGUUGAAAUAUUUAUUUUAUGCUGUAUUUAUAGAAAUAUGUAGAAUAUCUUAAUUAUGAAAACUGUUUUGAUAAAAAAUCAUCAGUUUGUGAGAAAUAUUCAAACUCACUUCUUAUUUUUUUGAAACGGUCUGCAGUGCACUUCUCAUUAAAUCUAACUUGUAUUGAAUAAAUUUGAUAAGUCACUUGUUAUUAAUCCAGUGACUAUCCUUGCCAUAAAGAAAGAUGUAGGCUUAUUUAGAAUUUUACUGCACUAAGUACCAGCAUUUGAUCAAACUAUUUGCAUGUAAAUUAAAAUUUAUUAUUGAAGACAUUAAAAUGUCAAAAUAUUUGAUUUAUUUUCUAUAAGGUCACAAGGUCAUAUUAAGUAAUUUGGGCUAUAAUGUAACUAAUUUUUAUCUUUAGUAUGUUUUGUCUUUCUUUAUAAGCUCAGUAUGAAGGGAUCAAUGAAGUAUAAAUAAGUACUAAAAUCAUUAUAACUAUGUAAUAUAAUGCACAUAAUGAAAUAAAAUAAAAUAAUAUAUUUUAUGCUA
Molecule: messenger RNA, 2279 nt
Organism: Lottia gigantea (owl limpet)
Lineage: Eukaryota; Metazoa; Mollusca; Gastropoda; Lottiidae
Exons: 8
Coding region: 111-1298 (395 amino acids)
Biological process (GO): Arp2/3 complex-mediated actin nucleation
Cellular component (GO): actin cortical patch; Arp2/3 protein complex
Molecular function (GO): actin filament binding
Source: RefSeq, a predicted model, not a curated record